AUGGCGUCCCGGAGACUCGCUCUGAACCUCGCGCAGGGCCUGCGUGGCCGAGCUGGUAUUUCUGUGCCGUUCAGACGAGGCCUCGCGACGCCUCACCAGACGCCCGGCCUCAAGACCCAGACGACAACUUUAAAGAAUGGCCUCACCGUCGCAACCCAGUUCUCGCCCUAUGCGCAGACCUCGACAGUUGGCAUGUGGAUCGACGCCGGCUCUCGGGCAGAGACUGAGGAGACAAAUGGCACCGCGCACUUCCUCGAGCACCUUGCCUUCAAGGGGACGAGCAAGCGGACGCAACAACAGUUGGAGCUCGAGAUUGAGAACAUGGGCGCCCACCUGAACGCCUAUACUUCGCGCGAGAACACCGUCUACUUCGCCAAGGCCUUGAACGAGGACGUUCCCCAGUGCGUCGACAUUCUGCAGGAUAUUCUCCAAAACUCCAAGCUCGAGGAGGCGGCCAUCGAGCGCGAGCGCGAUGUCAUCCUGCGCGAGUCCGAGGAGGUCGAGAAGCAGCUCGAGGAGGUUGUUUUCGACCACCUCCACGCUACCGCUUUCCAGCACCAGCCCCUAGGCCGCACUAUCCUCGGCCCCCGCGAGAACAUCCGAGACAUCACCCGCACCGAGCUUUCCAACUAUAUCAAGCACAACUACACGGCUGACCGGAUGGUCCUCGUCGGCUCCGGCGGUGUCCCGCACGAGCAGCUGGUGGAGAUGGCCGACAAGCACUUCGCCGGCCUGCCCACCAAGGCCCCUGAGACGAGCGCCUACAUCCUGUCCAAGAAGAAGCCCGAUUUCAUCGGCUCAGACAUCAGAAUCCGCGACGAUACCAUCCCGACUGCCAACAUUGCCAUUGCCGUCGAGGGCGUUAGCUGGAGCGACGAUGACUACUUCACCGCCUUGGUUGCCCAGGCUAUCGUUGGCAACUACGACAAGGCUCUCGGCAAUGCUCCCCACCAGGGCAGCAAGCUCAGCGGCAUCGUGCACAAAGACGAUCUCGCAACUAGCUACAUGAGCUUCUCUACUAGCUACAGCGACACUGGCCUCUGGGGUAUCUACCUGGUUACCGACAACAUUACGCGUAUCGACGAUCUCGUCCACUUCGCCCUCCGCGAGUGGUCUCGGUUGUCUGGCAGCGUCAGCGAGGCCGAGGUUGAGCGUGCGAAGGCUCAGCUCAAGGCCUCCAUUCUUCUGUCUCUGGAUGGAACAACAGCCGUUGCUGAGGAUAUCGGCCGGCAGAUCGUGACGACUGGGAGACGCAUGGAGCCCCGCGAGAUCGAGCGCGUCAUUGAUGCUAUCACAGAGAAGGAUGUAAUGGACUUUGCCCAACGGAAACUUUGGGACAAGGACAUUGCCAUCAGCGCGGUGGGCAGCAUCGAGGGUCUCUUCACCUACUCCAGGAUUAGGGCCGACAUGAGCAGAAACUUCUAG
This is a messenger RNA of Lasiosphaeria miniovina, 1425 nucleotides long. RefSeq names its product Metalloenzyme, LuxS/M16 peptidase-like protein. The transcript has 5 exons. NCBI's taxonomy places the organism in Eukaryota, Fungi, Ascomycota, Sordariomycetes, Sordariales, Lasiosphaeriaceae. Gene Ontology annotation, molecular function: metal ion binding; metalloendopeptidase activity. The record is from RefSeq and is a predicted model, not a curated record. Gene Ontology annotation, cellular component: mitochondrion. The coding region runs from base 1 to 1425 and encodes 474 amino acids.